UCAAUUGUUUGUUUUGAAUGGCAGGAAUUGGAACGGAAUGGCGUUCAAACUCAAACGAACACAAACAAUGACAGUAGCCUGACAAAAGUCGAUCUUGUUUCUAUUCAUCUCUUGCAAUUUCUCGCCUCCCUUACCAUUGCAAAGCAGCAGACAUGGCAGACGGAUCAGAUAGUUUACGAGCUCGUGAGGCACUUGCUCUGCUGUCUCGCAUUUCAAAGCUACUGAAUACUGGAUUGGACACGGAAUCUCUCUCCAUCUGCAUAAGACUUUGUGAAGCUGGAGUUCAUCCCGAGGCUUUAGCAAAAGCUAUCCAAGAAGUUCGCCGUGAAGUUAAUGCUAUUAAAAACCCGACCAACGUUGAUGAAGAUUCUGUAGCAAGACAACUUCUUUAGUCAUUAGUAAUCUGUCGUCAAUGAGUGGGUGACUGAAUGAAGGACAAGAAACUCUGUGUGACCCGGAGAGUUUCCUUUGAGAGAUCAUCAAAACAUGGUGAUCAAAUAUUGUUCCAUUAAUUUUAUUUGCCAAUACAAAAGUCCCUGAAUAUCA
Messenger RNA from Frankliniella occidentalis (western flower thrips), 546 nucleotides. RefSeq names its product mitotic-spindle organizing protein 1-like. The transcript is spliced from 2 exons. Bases 153 to 392 code for a protein of 79 amino acids. Gene Ontology annotation, cellular component: spindle; interphase microtubule organizing center; centrosome. Gene Ontology annotation, biological process: microtubule nucleation by interphase microtubule organizing center; gamma-tubulin complex localization; mitotic spindle assembly. NCBI's taxonomy places the organism in Eukaryota, Metazoa, Arthropoda, Insecta, Thysanoptera, Thripidae. The record is from RefSeq and is a predicted model, not a curated record.